AUGUGCGCAUUGAAUUCUGAUAAAAUAGUAUUUACAACUAAAAUACUUCAGCGUAGUUUAGCAGAAGAAAAUAUUGAUGAACAUACUGAGCUCAAAGAUACGGAUACAGACCUUGCUUUAUUAAUGCUGGACAACGAAAUACCAAAUAUAACAGAAGAUCAAUAUUUGAAUCCAAAAUUUGAUUUCGUUUCAUUAAAAUCAGGUAAUAUUCCGAUCAAUUCAAAGCUAUAUCUCGUCGGAUAUAAUGGUGAAUUGGGUGAACAACAGGACUUACACCAUACAAAUAUUUAG
Molecule: messenger RNA, 291 nt
Organism: Rotaria socialis
Lineage: Eukaryota; Metazoa; Rotifera; Eurotatoria; Philodinida; Philodinidae
Source: the annotation of a GenBank genome assembly